This is a messenger RNA of Gossypium raimondii (Peruvian cotton), 1739 nucleotides long. RefSeq names its product LL-diaminopimelate aminotransferase, chloroplastic. Gene Ontology annotation, cellular component: chloroplast. Lineage: Eukaryota; Viridiplantae; Streptophyta; Magnoliopsida; Malvales; Malvaceae. The record is from RefSeq and is a predicted model, not a curated record. Bases 106 to 1491 code for a protein of 461 amino acids. The transcript is spliced from 10 exons. Gene Ontology annotation, molecular function: pyridoxal phosphate binding; L,L-diaminopimelate:2-oxoglutarate transaminase activity.
CUAUAAUCGUGAAGGCAUCACAUUUGUGGUUAUUUGGCCGCAUAAAAAAGAAGCAGCUUUUUCCAUUAAUUUCGGAGGGGAAAAAAAGGGGGAAAAAAUCUGAAAAUGUCUCUGAUGAACAAUCUAUCAACUUCAAUGAUUUCUUCAUCUUCAUCUACUUACUUGGCUCCAACCAGUUUCAAUUCAAGAACCCAGAGUGUUUCAGUUCCAUUGAAAAACAUCAAUAUAGUUAAAUGUGUUGCCACUCCUCAGGAACAACAAAAUGCUUACAAAACUAAAGUUUCUCGCAAUGCGAACAUAGCUAAGCUUCAAGCUGGUUACCUGUUUCCAGAGGUUGCCAGGAGAAGGGCUGCACACUUGCUCAAGUACCCGAAUGCACAAGUGAUAAGCCUUGGAAUCGGUGAUACUACUGAACCUAUUCCAGAUGUUAUUACGUCUGCAAUGUCUAAGAGGUCUCAUGCAUUGUCUACGCUGGAGGGUUACAGUGGUUAUGGAGCUGAACAAGGUGAAAAGGCAUUGAGAGCUGCACUUGCUUCAACGUUCUAUCGCAACCUUGGCAUUGAGGAUGAUGAUAUUUUUGUCUCAGAUGGUGCUAAAUGUGACAUAUCUCGCCUUCAGGUUGUUUUUGGAUCUAGUGUCACAAUGGCAGUGCAAGACCCGUCAUACCCGGCUUACGUAGAUUCCAGCGUUAUCAUGGGUCAGACCGGACAGUUUCAAAAAGAUGUUGAGAAGUACGGAAAUAUCGAGUAUAUGAGGUGUACACCCGAGAAUGGAUUCUUUCCUGAUUUAUCCAAAGUUGCUAGAACUGAUAUCAUAUUCUUCUGUUCACCAAACAAUCCUACUGGUGCUGCUGCAACACGAGAGCAAUUGACUCGAUUGGUUAAGUUUGCGAAGGACAAUGGGUCUAUCAUAGUCUAUGAUUCUGCAUAUGCUAUGUAUAUGUCAGACGAUAACCCUCGUUCUAUCUUUGAAAUUCCCGGAGCAAAAGAGGUUGCAAUUGAAACAUCUUCUUUUAGUAAGUAUGCUGGGUUUACUGGGGUUCGUCUUGGUUGGACUGUUGUUCCAAAACAGCUUCUGUUCUCAGAUGGAUUCCCUGUUGCCAAAGACUUCAACCGUAUCAUUUGUACUUGCUUUAACGGUGCAUCUAAUAUUGCCCAAGCUGGUGGCUUGGCUUGCCUUUCACCCGAAGGGCUCGAGGCCAUGCAAGAGGUGAUCGGCUUCUAUAAAGAAAACACCAAAAUUAUAGUAGAAACAUUCAACUCGCUUGGGUUUAAAGUAUAUGGAGGAAAGAAUGCACCAUACGUGUGGGUUCACUUCCCUGGCCGUAACUCAUGGGAUGUGUUCAGCGAAAUACUCGAGAAGACCCACAUUGUUACUACGCCUGGAAGUGGUUUCGGACCUGGCGGUGAGGGUUUCAUCAGAGUCAGCGCAUUUGGUCACAGGGAGAAUGUCUUGGAAGCUUGCAGAAGAUUCAAGCAGCUUUACAAUUGAAUCUAAUAGCAUUUGACCGGUUACCUCGGUUUCAGACCGGAGACCAAAGGCCGUAUGCUUCUAUGAUUUUUGUUCUCAAUUCUGUAAUAUUGCUCGGAAUAUCUCGUCAGAUUCUAUGCUUAGAAAAGACUAGUAAUGCUUCUUAUUUAUCCUAUAACAUUCACUGAAAACUACCUUUUUAUUUAUAUAAAUAACCGCCUGUAUUCGCCAAGCAAAUAAGGAAGAAAAAUCUCGAUUUUUCCAUGGAA